CGAGGUUUGUUUACUCAUUCAGCGGGUGCGCGCCUCAGUCCAAGAUGGCUACCGGAGACAAUAGUGGUCGGGUUCCGUGUUUAAAUUUCUCCGGACCCGGACCUUUGGGUAACAGCCAACCGAGCAACAGUCCUUACGCCUUGGCCGCGAGUCACGGAGGAUCGGUUGGAGGCGGCGGAGGCUCUCAGGGCGUAACGAGACGCUCAAAUCCUCAACCGGGGCCUGCGGGCUUGGAAAGCCGCGGUGUUGCCUCAGGACCUCCGCCGAACCUGAUGAACUCUCUCCCGGCUGCCGCGGCGUUAGUGGGGCCGCCGGCUUCGGCCGCCUCGAAUAUGACUGGAAAACCGUCUAACGCUGCGAUGACACCGGCGACACACUCGUCUCCGGCCGCAGCCGCCGUGCUCGUGUACCGGGAGCCCGUUUAUAACUGGCAGGCGACGAAAAGCACCGUGAAAGAGAGAUUUGCGUUUUUGUUCAAUAAUGAAGUACUGAGUGAUGUUCACUUUCUAGUGGGUAAAGGAAUGGGAGUCCAGCGGAUACCUGCGCACAGGUUUGUUCUGGCCGUUGGCAGUGCAGUAUUUGAUGCCAUGUUUAAUGGAGGCAUGGCCACCACAUCCACAGAGAUCGAGCUUCCUGAUGUAGAACCUGCUGCAUUCCUCGCAUUGCUCAAGUUCCUGUACUCUGAUGAGGUUCACAUCGGGCCUGAGACGGUGAUGACGACUCUCUACACUGCUAAGAAAUACGCCGUUCCGGCUCUGGAGGCCCAUUGUGUGGAGUUUCUGAAGAAGAACCUGCGCGCAGACAAUGCUUUCAUGCUGCUCACACAGGCGAGACUGUUCGAUGAGCCGCAGCUGGCCAGCCUGUGCCUGGAGAACAUCGACAAAAACACAGGAGACGCUCUGGCUGCUGAGGGAUUCACAGAUAUUGAUCUGGGUACUGUAUCACGGAAACAAACCCACGACACGCUGGUUGCGGUGUUGGAGAGAGAUACUCUGGGUGUGCGCGAGGUGCAUUUGUUCGGAGCGGCGGUUCGCUGGGCAGAAGCUGAAGCUCACCGACAGCAGCUCCAGCUCACGCCAGAGAACAAGAGACGCGUGCUGGGAAAAGCCCUCAAUCUCGUCCGCUUCCCGCUCAUGACCAUCGAGGAGUUCGCCGCAGGUCCUGCUCAGUCGGCCAUUCUGACAGACAGAGAGGUGGUGAGUCUGUUCCUGCACUUCACGGUGAAUCCUAAACCGCGCGUGGAGUUCAUCGACCGGCCGCGCUGCUGUCUGCGGGGGAAAGAGAGCAGCAUCACGCGCUUCGGGCAGGUGGAGAGCCGCUGGGGUUACAGCGGGACCAGCGACCGCAUCCGGUUCUCUGUCAAUCGCAGGAUAUUUAUUGUGGGCUUUGGCCUUUAUGGAUCCAUACACGGACCUACAGACUAUCAGGUCAACAUACAGAUCAUUCACACUGACAGUAACACAGUUCUGGGUCAGAAUGACACCGGCUUCAGCUGUGACGGAUCGGCCAGCACCUUCAGAGUCAUGUUCAAGGAACCGGUGGAAGUUCUGCCUAACGUCAAUUACACGGCCUGUGCUACAUUAAAGGGUCCAGACUCGCACUACGGCACUAAAGGCAUGAGGAAGGUCACGCACGAGUCGUCCAGCUCCGGCACCAAAACCUGCUUCACCUUCUGCUACGCCGCGGGAAACAACAACGGCACAUCCGUCGAGGACGGCCAGAUCCCAGAGGUCAUCUUCUACACGUAGUCUCCGCUGGUUUCCAUCGGCACAUGAUAUUGCA
Molecule: messenger RNA, 1782 nt
Organism: Sinocyclocheilus anshuiensis
Lineage: Eukaryota; Metazoa; Chordata; Actinopteri; Cypriniformes; Cyprinidae
Gene: btbd2b
Product: BTB (POZ) domain containing 2b
Exons: 9
Coding region: 45-1748 (567 amino acids)
Biological process (GO): neurogenesis
Cellular component (GO): cytosol; P-body
Molecular function (GO): protein binding
Source: RefSeq, a predicted model, not a curated record